This is a messenger RNA of Emys orbicularis (European pond turtle), 3108 nucleotides long. RefSeq names its product tenascin N (gene TNN). The transcript has 15 exons. Bases 1 to 3108 code for a protein of 1035 amino acids. Gene Ontology annotation, cellular component: perisynaptic extracellular matrix. Gene Ontology annotation, biological process: regulation of cell adhesion. Lineage: Eukaryota; Metazoa; Chordata; Testudines; Emydidae. Gene Ontology annotation, molecular function: protein binding. The record is from RefSeq and is a predicted model, not a curated record.
AUGAGUGUCUGGAGUUGGCUUACUUUCCCUCAGGGGAUGUUACUGUACCUUGCUCUCCAAACAGCUGCUGUUCAGCUCCCCCCUGAACUUCACAACUGUACCAGAAAUGGUCAGAAAAUCUCCUUCAGCCACUCAUACAAGAUUGACCUACCCAAAUCAUCCCAGAUCAAGGUGGAGGCGGACCCGUUGCCGCUCAAAGACGACAGUCAUGUGCUGCUUGCUGCUGGGGAUGCGGAGGAGGAGGAGGAACAGAAUAUCAUAUUCAGGCACAACAUCCGAGUUCAGACACCAAGAGGUGACUGUGAAGCUUUGGGACACAUCAAAGAUCUGCUGGAAAGGAUGAAAAAGAUGGAGAAAGAAAUGAUGGUACUAAAGGAGGCCUGCAGUAUACAGAGCUGCUGUGGGGGAGUCCAAGGUGUCUCGAAUUGCAGUGGCCAUGGAACUUUCAUCCAAGAGAGCUGUGGAUGUGACUGUGAUGAAGGCUGGGAGGGCAGCGAUUGCUCCCGCCCCAGCUGCCCCAACAAUUGCAACGGCAAUGGACGCUGCGUUGAUGGCAAAUGCAUCUGCAGCAAACCCUACGUUGGUGAAGACUGCAGUCAGCGGCUGUGCCCUAAGAACUGCAGUGGCAAUGGGAUCUGCAACAAUGGUGUGUGCCAGUGCUAUGAGGAGUUCAUGGGAGAUGACUGCAGUGAGAAAAAAUGCCCCAACGACUGCAGCGGCAACGGUUUCUGUGACAGUGGCGAGUGCUACUGCCACGACGGUUUCAUUGGGCUUGACUGCUCCCAGGUCAUUGCUCCUCAGAAUGUGCAGCUGCUGAAGACCACGGAAGAUUCCUUGACCUUCAGCUGGGAUCAGGUGCUCGAUGUGGAUUAUUACCUCCUCAGCUAUUAUCCAAUAGGGCACGAGGCCUCUGCAGUACAAAUCCAAGUGCCAAAAGGACAGCUCAGCUAUGAGAUCCCGGGCCUUCGCCCUAGCACAAAGUAUCAGAUCACACUUCGUUAUGUGAAGAAGGGGAUUUCCAGUAACCCAGAACACCUACAAGCAAGGACAGCCCUAUCUGCAGUUAGCGCUGCCUGGGUGACAGAGGAGAUGGAGGACUCGCUGGAAGUGGAGUGGGAGAACCCCCCAACAGAGCCAGACUAUUUUAAACUGAGGUUCAGCUCACCGCAAGGGCAGGAGAAGGAGGUGGUGGUGCCUAAAAGCAGUGACCCCAAGAGCAGAUACAUCAUCAGCGGCCUGAAGCCUGGCACAGAGUAUAAGAUCAUUAUCAUAUCUGUGAAGGAUGAGAUUGAAGGAAAACCAUCUAUAGUGAAUGGCCGCACUGGAAUAGACAGCCCAACUAACCUGGAGACCGACCAAGUGACAGAGGACACAGCUACCAUCUCCUGGAACAGGGUCCAGGCUCCCAUUGACAGAUACAUGGUGAGCUACACCUCAGCUGAUGGGGACACCAGAGAGAUAGCUGUAGGGAAAGACCAGAAUACCACUACCCUGAUGGGUCUGAAGCCAGGCAUGGAGUACGUGAUCUACUUCUGGGCUGAGAAGGAAGGCCUGCAGAGCAAGAGGGCCAACACUAAAGCUGAGACAGAAAUUGACAGCCCAACAAAGCUGGUGACGGAUCGAGUGACAGAGGACACAGCUACCAUCUCCUGGAAUGAGGUGCAGGCUCCCAUAGACAGAUACAUGGUGAGCUACACCUCAGCUGAUGGGGACACCAGAGAGAGAGCCGUGGGGAAAGACCAGAGCACCAUCACCCUGACAGGUCUGAAGCCAGGCAUGGAGUACAUCAUCUACAUCUGGGCUGAGAAGGGAGGCCAGCAGAGCAAGACGGCAAACACUAAAGCUGUGACAGACAUUGAUAGCCCAACUAACCUGGUGACCAAUCAAGUGACAGAGGACACAGCCACCAUCUCCUGGAACAGAGUCCAGGCUCCCAUAGACAGAUACAUGAUGAGCUACACCUCAGCUGAUGGGGACACCAGAGAGAUAGACGUGGGGAAAGACCAGAGCACCACCAGCCUGACGGGUCUGAAGCCAGGCAUGGAGUACAUCAUCUACAUCUGGGCUGAGAAGGGAGGCCAGCAGAGCAAGAGAGCAAAGACGAAGGCUGUGACAGAAAUUGACCCUCCCAAGAACCUCCGUCUAUCAGAUGUGACACAGUCCAGUGGCGUAGUUACCUGGACACCACCUGCUGCACAGUUCAGUGGCUACACUCUGACCUACCAGGCUCCAGAUGGCACCAGCAAGGAAGUGCAACUGGGUCCUAAUGAGCAAAGGUUCAUACUGGAAGGCCUGGGACAAGGAGUGAGGUACACAGUCUACGUGGUGGCCUUUAAGGGAGACCGCCGGAGCAGAAAGGCAGCCAACACCUUCUUGACAGUUGCCUUCCUCUACCCAUAUCCUGCUGACUGCAGCCAGACCCAGCAAAAUGGGAAUGCCACCAGUGGCAUGUACACUAUCUACCUGAAUGGUGAUGCUGGCAGGCCCAUGCAGGUGUACUGCGACAUGACCACCGACGGAGGCGGAUGGAUAGUGUUUCAGAGGCGGAACACAGGGCAGCUGGAUUUCUACAAGCGCUGGAGGAAUUAUGUCGAAGGCUUUGGAGAUCCCCUGGGGGAAUUUUGGCUUGGUCUUGACAAGCUGCACAACCUCACUAGCAGUACUCCCAUCCAAUAUGAGAUCCGGGUGGAUUUGCAAACCUCCAAUGACUCUGCCUAUGCUGUCUAUGACUUCUUCCAGGUGGCUUCAAGCAAGGAUAAGUACAGGCUCUCUGUGGGGAAUUACCAAGGCACUGCCGGAGAUGCGCUGACUUACCACAAUGGCUGGAAAUUCACCACCUGGGACAGGGACAACGAUGUGGCUCUGAGCAACUGUGCAAGGUCGCACCAUGGUGCCUGGUGGUACAAGAACUGCCACUUAGCUAACCUCAAUGGCAAAUAUGGAGAAAACAAGCACAGUGAGGGGGUCAACUGGGCGCCAUGGAAAGGCCAUUUGUUCUCCAUCCCUUACACUGAAAUGAAGAUCCGUCCUCAAUCAUCCAGCAAUGAACCAAUCCUGGGGAGGAAAAAAAGGUCUCAGGCAGGGAAGAGGAAGACGACCAGGGCCUAA